Molecule: messenger RNA, 6452 nt
Organism: Mauremys reevesii (Reeves's turtle)
Lineage: Eukaryota; Metazoa; Chordata; Testudines; Geoemydidae
Gene: SYNJ2
Product: synaptojanin 2
Exons: 27
Coding region: 265-4836 (1523 amino acids)
Biological process (GO): synaptic vesicle endocytosis; brain development; phosphatidylinositol dephosphorylation
Cellular component (GO): presynapse; perinuclear region of cytoplasm
Molecular function (GO): phosphatidylinositol-4,5-bisphosphate 5-phosphatase activity; RNA binding
Source: RefSeq, a predicted model, not a curated record
AUCCGAGCUCUCCGCCCGGGGCCGGGGCUGGGGCUGCGUUGGCCGGGAGGGAAGAAGGAAACAGCGGCACUUUGGGUUUCCCCGCCGAGUUGCUGGAGCCUGUUUCUGGUCUGGCAGCUCGCGGCGACCCGGCUCCCCUUGGUGCGGGGGCGGCGCUGAGCCCGGCAGGGGGAGUCGCGGCGGCGCUUUCUCUGCCCCCAGCCCCUUGGUGCCCUGGUUUUUGGCGGGGAGCGGGCGCGUUCCCCCCUAUGGCCAGCCGCCCCCAUGGCUCCGAGCAAAGGGCUGCGGCUGCUCUGGAAGCAGGAGCCGGCUCCGAGCGCCCUGCUCGAGGCGCGCAGCCGCCACGACUGUCUGCUGCUGGAGGCCGGCACCGUGGCCACCCUCACUCCUGAAGAAAAGGAGGCAAUUAAAGGGCAAUAUGAAAAGCUCAUGGAUGCCUAUGGCUGCUUGGGAGAGCUCCGGCUAAAAUGUGGUAACACUCGGCUGCAUUUUCUGGUCCUGGUGACAGGCUGUACAUCGGUGGGAAAAAUCCUGGAUGCUGAAGUUUAUAAAAUCACCGCAACAGAUUUCUGUCCCCUCCAGGAAGAAACCAAGGAAGAGGAUCGUGUUAAUGCCCUUAAGAAAAUCCUGAACUCUGGGAUGUUCUAUUUCUCCUGGCCAAAUGCAGGCUCAAACUUUGACCUGACAGUGCGGGCCCAGAAGCAGGGUGAUAACAACUAUGAAUCUGGUAACUCCUUCUUCUGGAACCAAUUGCUGCAUGUGCCCUUUAAACACAAUCAGGUGAACUGCUCCGACUGGCUGCUAAAAGUGAUCUGUGGCAUAGUGGACAUCCACACUGUCUAUGCCUCUCACAAGAAGGCGAAAGUCUGCCUCAUUUCCCGGAUCAGCUGUGAACGAGCUGGGGCCAGGUUUCACAUACGAGGGGUCAGUGAUGAUGGACACGUGUCUAAUUUUGUUGAGACAGAACAGACAAUUUAUUUGGACGAUGACAUCUCUUCCUUUGUUCAGAUCAGAGGCUCCGUUCCACUGUUUUGGGAGCAACCAGGGCUUCAGGUUGGUUCCCAUCAUCUGAGACUUAACAGAGGCCUGGAAGCGAAUGCCCCUGCUUUUGACAGGCAUAUGAUGCUUCUGAAAGAGCAAUAUGGAAAACAAGUGAUCGUUAACCUGUUGAGAAGCAGAGGAGGAGAGGAGGUACUCAACAGAGCUUUCAAGAAAUUGCUGUGGGCCUCUUCCCAUGCUGCAGACACACCCAUGAUUAAUUUUGACUACCAUCAGUUUGCAAAAGGUGGAAAAAUAGAGAAGCUGGAGAAUUUGUUGAGGCCUCAGCUAAAGUUGCACUGGGAUGAAUUUGGUAUCUUCACAAAGGGGAAGAAUGUACCUGCACGUCUGCAGACAGGUACCUUGCGAAUGAAUUGCCUGGACUGUCUGGAUCGUACGAAUAGCGUACAGUCCUUCAUUGCACUUGAGGUUCUGCACACUCAGUUAGAAAGCCUAGGGCUGAACUCAAAGUCUACAGUUGACCGCUUUGUGGAGUCCUACAAGGCAAUGUGGACUCUCAAUGGUCACAAUCUGAGUAGAGUGUUUACAGGCAGUCGUGCCCUGGAGGGGAAAGCCAAGGUAGGAAAGCUUAAGGAUGGAGCCCGCGCUGUGUCACGCACCAUUCAGUCAAAUUUCUUUGACAGUGUGAAGCAGGAAGCCAUCAAGUUGCUACUCAUGGGUGAUUUCUUCAGCGAGGAACAUGCAGACAAAGGAAAGAUGCUUAUGGACAACACUGCUCUGCUGGUGACUCCCAGUAUUUUGAAGGCAAUGUCAGAGCGUCAGUUUGAAUUCACGCACUUCAAGCGGAUUCGUGUUGCCAUGGGGACCUGGAAUGUAAAUGGAGGCAAACAAUUUAGAAGCAACAUCCUUGGCACCAGUGAGUUAACAGACUGGCUGCUGGAUUCUCCCAAGCUCUCUGGGGUUUCUGAAUUUCAGGACAAUGAGAGCUGCCCAGCUGACCUAUUUGCUGUGGGAUUUGAAGAGAUGGUGGAAUUAAAUGCAGGGAAUAUUGUAAAUACCAGUACAACUAAUAGGAAGAUGUGGGGGGAACAGCUUCAGAAAGCGGUUUCCAGGACUCACCGGUACAUUCUGCUGACAUCAGCACAGCUUGUUGGUGUUUGUCUCUUCAUCUUUGUACGACCUUAUCACGUCCCCUUCAUCAGGGAUGUAGCAAUAGACACAGUGAAAACAGGGAUGAGAGGGAAAGCUGGGAAUAAAGGCGCAGUAGGCAUCCGUUUCCAGUUCCAUAGCACCAGUUUUUGCUUCAUAUGCAGUCACUUGACAGCUGGUCAGUCUCAAGUGAAAGAGAGGAAUGAAGAUUAUAAAGAGAUUACACAGAAACUCAGCUUCCCAAUGGGAAGGAAUGUGUUCUCACAUGACUAUGUGUUCUGGUGUGGUGAUUUUAACUAUCGCAUCGAUCUGACAUAUGAAGAAGUCUUUUAUUUUCUGAAACGACAAGACUGGAAAAGACUCCUGGAAUUUGAUCAACUACAGCAGCAGAAAUCCAGUGGAAAAAUUUUUAAAGACUUUCAUGAAGGCACUAUUAAUUUUGGACCAACAUAUAAAUAUGACGUUGGCUCAGAGGCUUAUGAUACAAGUGAUAAGUGCAGAACCCCUGCUUGGACUGACCGAGUGCUUUGGUGGAGAAAGAAGCUUCCAUUUGAUAAAACAGCUGGAGAGAUCAAUCUCCUAGAUAGCGAUCUGAGUGCUGAAACUAAAGUCAAACACACUUGGACUCCUGGUGCCCUGAUGUAUUAUGGAAGAGCGGAGCUGCAGGCAUCUGAUCACAGGCCCGUGUUAGCUAUUGUAGAAGUGGAAGUCCAGGAAGUUGACGUGGCUGCCCGUGAGAGCGUUUUCCAGGAAGUGUCAUCCUUCCAGGGACCAUUGGAUGCCACCGUAAUGGUAAAUCUCCAGUCACCAACCCCUGAAGAGACAAACGAAUUUCCCGAGGACUUGCGGACUGAGCUUAUGCAAAUAUUUGAGAAUUAUGGCACCAUUGUUCUUGUCAGGAUCAAUCGAGGCCAGAUGAUGGUAACAUUUGCAGACAGCAGGUCAGCUCUCAGUGUUCUGGAUAUGGAUGGUAUCAAGGUCAAGGGCAGAGCAGUGAAUAUCCGGCCUAAGACUAAGGAUUGGCUGAAGGGCUUUCAGGAGGAAAUUGCUCGAAAACGGGAGAGCAUUACACCCAUGUCACCCACAGGGAACUCCUGUCUGUUGGAGGAAAACUUUGAUUUUUCAAGUUUGGACUAUGAAUCAGAAGGUGAUAUACUAGAUGAUGAGGAUGAUUAUUUGGAUGACAUGCUGCCUCAGCACCCAGUAGCAGAGAUGACAGAAGGCUUACCUGAGAGUCCUGAAUAUUUUAUGGUUGUACCCACAGUAACUUCAAGCAAAUCUCCACUGCUUACUGGAGGAAAGCCACGUCCAUAUAAAGAUGAUGCUGACCUAGCUGAAUUAAAGCAGGAGCUGGAAGUAGGUGGGGGGCUUCGCCAUCGGUCUCCAAGCAGAUCUCUGUCUGUUCCUGACAGGCCUCGCCCGCCUCAGCCACCCCAGAGACCUCCCCCUCCAGCUGGAAUAUCUGUCAAAAAAUCUCCAUCCGAUGGUUCCCUCUCCUCAGGUGGCCACACCCUGUGCUCCAUCCUGCAAACGGCAAAGCUUCUCCCAGGGGCGCCUCAGCAACCACCUAAAGCCAGGACUGGAAUAAGUAAGCCUUAUAACGUCAAGCAGAUCAAAACCACCACAGCUCAGGAAGCGGAGGAAGCUAUUAGAUGUCUGAUGGAAGCAAAAGGAGGAACACAAGAGGAUGCUCUGAAUCCUGCUCCAGUAAGAACCCAAACAUUCACUCAGCCUGACUCCCUUCCCAGCAUCACAAAGUCGGCAUCAUUUCAGGGGUCACAACCAGGACCAAUGCUCGUGCCCCAUCGCCCUCCACCCAAAGUUCCGACCGUAAAGAAGCCAGUGCCCCUGCAAAGAACUGGAGUCAAAUCAGAAAAUUCUGUGUGUCCGGAAGAGCAGCUUGACCAGCAGCCUGUCCGCUUUCACAUUGGAUUGUCCGAGUCCUGCCUUGAAACCAAAGCCAUUACCAGUCCCACUAGGAUCGCCCCCGUUCCUAAGCCGAGAACGACGACGCCUGGGAAAGCACCUGAGAGAAGCAGCAGCAGUGACAGGCUGCCUCCCAGCCCAGGCACUUCAGAGGAAAGUGCGCUGCCUCUGCAGAACUCUUUUGCUCCAAAGGUUCCACCACGAAGGAAGAAGUCUGCUCCUGCUGCUCUUCACCAGCAGGUGCUUCAGAGCAGUAACAGUCUGCUUCUUAGUGGCUUAACAUUCAAUUCCAACAACAAUAAUAGUCCUUCUGAGUACAGCCCUCCAGUACAGGACUCUGACAUCCUCCCCGUUACUCACAGAGACUCUGAUCUUUCAGCUCCCACAUCCGCUGCCAGCCCAGACAGCAGUGACACUAAGCACUUGACACCAACUGCUGUGGACUUUAUUACUGACCUUCAAGGCCCUCCUACCCUAGACAUCCAGCAGCCACAGCUGUUAGACACCAAUUCACUAACAGAGAGCGCCAAUCUCCUGGACCUGGACACAGAUGUUUCCUUUCUUUUUUCCACACCAGCAACAACUAGCCCAACACACACUCCGAGAGAUCUGAAACUUCCCAGCCCAAAAGAUUUCAGUCACUGGGUUACAUUUAGUGAUGAUGAAGACAAUGGUACAUUAUCAGAGGGAGUCGGCAAACUGCUGGUCUUAGAGCAAAACAAAGAUACCUGGAUGGACACAAAUGCUAACUUGGAGUUGUGAGAUUUUUUUUUCCCCUUGAUUUUUUUCCCCCUACAGCAAUCUAAUUCUGAUACAAGAUAAAUCUGCUUUGAAUACAGAGUUGUACUAAGUGAGGCAAGGCCACAUUUUAUUUUUGUGUUUAAAAAAUACUAGUAUGAUCUGGGGGGAAUACAAGACGUCAGGCAAUACCUUACCACUUGCAAAAAAAAAUCUUUAGUCUAAAUUAUUUCCCUUUUUCUAAUUCAACUGAAAAGUAAAGUGACAGUUCAGGUACAGAGUAUUUUUUUAAAAGUAUGUGAUGAUGUAUGAAGACAACAAGAAAAAAGUUUAUAGGUAUAAUUUAUGUUUCAAAUAAUUUCUAACACUUAAAAUAAAGACUUGUCUACAUGGUAAAAUUUACCAGCAGAACUACCGCAGUAUAAUUAUACUACUACGCUAAUUCAGAGGGAAUAGUGUCCCCAGGAGAAAUUAUCCUGGGAUAACUUUAGCAGUAUAAUUACACCACUAAAAUUCGGAUGGUAAAGAUGCUGUAGACAACUCUUAUGCUGCAUCUCUUUCAUGUGAUUUACAACUAGCUGCAGGUUCUGUAAUCUCCUGGUAUAAGCCUGCUGGCUAAAUUCCUCAAUCCUUGGCCAUUAUUGUUAAGUAAGAAGGGUGGAGAGAUGUGGGGUGGAGAAUGUUAUGGAUUAGGUGCUAUUUUGAUGAACAUGCUUGUUUUUAAUCUCAACCAUGCAAAUGCACACAGAUAUGAUGGGCUCCUUAUCAGUGCCUGUGAUACUAAUAAUGAUACACUUAUGAAAAUUAUUCUAGCAGCUCAUGUUUUCUUUCAAUGCAUCCUCUCCUCUGCGUUCAGAUUUAACUGGUUCUGUUCUGUUCAAUGCAGUCUAAUGCUAAAUGACUUGCUAUCCAGUUAAAAGGCACAUGGACAAUGACUGUCUAUAACUUUGGAAGGGACCGUGCAGGCAACCUGCUGGUAAACAUUCCAAUUGUCUGUGUACUAUAUGUAUAGUCACUGAUAGACUCCUGUGGAAGUACACUAGAUGUUUGACCACUACUCCUACCUUUGCUCCCCUCUGUUUCUUUGCAAGGAAAUAACAUGCUACUAAUGAAAUAAUAAAUGAUGAGAAAAGGGCUGUCUGUAUGUUUACAUGAGUGCUACGCUGGUCCGGCAGUAUUCAGCAUGAGCAAGAGUAGCAGAAUCUAGUCCUAGCAUGGAAAGGUGGUUUACUAAUUUCUACUCACUAAUGGUAAAGGUGUGUGCUGGCCCCUGGAGAGCAUACAGGUGCACCUUCCUUAUUCACCUGUGCUGAACACUUGUACUCAGUUUAGCAGGUGUAAGGCAAUUAAAGCACUAUCUGCCAUUUGGAAAUGAACCUUUAGCACCUACAUCAGGGACAGGCAAAUCUGAGAAACCGUGUGAUAGCACCAGUUGUCAAGAAUUAUAUUCCAUUAAGAAAAUGGUAAAGGGAGACGGUUAACCUUUUAUUUAAGGGAGCUACUCAAGGGGAACUGAGAGGAAACCAGAAAAUAAGGCUAGGAGCAAACUUGGAAGUGGAAUGCUCUAUACAGACUUGUCUCCCCAGAUAUUGUCAGAUUACUGAGGCAAUGAGUAGAAUUAAAGGACAUUGAGAUUUCAG